ACUUCGCUAUCUCGCUCCCCCUUCCUCUCUCUCUCUCUCUCUCUCACGAUUGAUCGAGUUUCUUCUGCUUGCUAACCCACUAGGGUUUUCACUGAGAUAUAGAUAUGUGUUUUCUGUGAUGCGAGAGGACUAGAUUUUCCGGGAAAAUUUUGGGCGGAGAAUGGCAUAUAUGUGCGCGGACAGUGGAAAUCUAAUGGCGAUAGCUCAGCAAGUGAUCAAGCAGAAGCAAGAGCAAGAGCAGCACCAGCAGCAACACCACCAGCAACAGCAACUCGUUGGUGCCAAUCCUUUCUGUCUCAGCCCAUGGAGCACCACGCAUCAGAGCAUAUCCAGCAGUCCCACUUUGGGCUACGGGUUCUCCGACCCAUUUCAGGUCGCCGGAGCGGCGGACGGUGGUGAGCAUGGCUUUCAGUUUCCUAAUUUGGAGAACCAGUCGGCGGCCUUCAGAUUUCUCGAGUUCGGGGGCGGGACGGGAGGCGACUUUGACUCGGACGAGUGGAUGGAGAGUUUGAUGGGCGGUGGAGAUUCCACGGAGAGUUCGAAUCUUCCGUCCAGCUGCGACGCCUGGGAAGGCGGUUGCGCCGCUUUUAACCUUUAUGGGUCCGAUCCGUUUCCUGCUUGUCCGAGUCGACUCAGCCUGGCCUCGUCUCCACCGUCAGAUCUCAACCGAGUAAUCUUCUCGGACGGCCAGAAGAAUGCUAAUCUUCUUCAAGUUCAGACAGCUCCUCCCUGGGUCCCCUCGUCGCCGCCUCAGCCACCGCAGGCGGUGCCGAAGGACUCGAAGCAGGCUAAUCUUUCGCCAAAGAACGGUGCCGUUGCCGGUGCCGGUACCUCCUCGAGCUCACCGGAAACCGAUUCAUCAAAACCGCUGCUCAAAGCAUUACUCGGCUGUGCUCGACUCGCGGACUCUGAACCUGAUAAGGCCAUUAAAUCACUGAAUCGGCUCAGGGAAUCGGCAAGCGAGCACGGAGAUCCAUCGGAAAGAGUAGCUUUCUACUUCAUCGAAGCUCUCUAUAGCAGAGUUUCGCAUCAAGCAGAGACGACGCCGACAAUCGCCGAGACGACGUCGGAGGAGUUCACGCUUUCGUACAAAGCCCUAAACGACGCUUGCCCGUAUUCUAAAUUCGCUCAUUUGACGGCCAACCAAGCAAUCCUCGAAGCCACCGAAAAGGCCAGAAAGAUCCACAUCGUCGAUUUCGGAAUCGUUCAGGGCGUUCAGUGGGCGGCGCUCCUGCAAGCGCUGGCAACCCGAACUGCCGGGAAACCCGAAUUGAUUCGGAUAUCCGGAAUUCCAGCUCCGGCACUGGGGAAAUCCCCUUCAUCGGCACUAAAUGCCACCGGUAAUCGCCUCCGGGAUUUCGCGAAGCUUCUGGGGCUGAGCUUCGAGUUCGAGCCUGUCCUCACUCCGAUCCAUGACCUUGAGGGGUCAAGCUUCCGGGUGGAUCCGGACGAGGUUUUGGCCGUGAACUUCAUGCUUCAGCUGUACAACCUUCUCGAUGAGGCCAACGUCGGCGUCGAAACGGCUCUCAGAUUGGCCAAGUCUCUGAACCCAAGUAUAGUCACUUUAGGCGAGUACGAGGCCAGCUUGAACAGGGCUGGGUUUCUCCGGCGGUUCAAGAACGCAUUGGUGUACUACUCCGCUAUCUUCGAGUCUCUUGAACCCAACUUGGAUCGAGACUCGCCGGAGAGGCUGGAAGUGGAGAGAUUACUUCUCGGCCGGCGAAUCGCCGGUGUAAUUGUUCCGGACGAGCCUGGAACCAGAAGAGAACGUGUGGAGGACAAGGAACAGUGGAGGGCGCUGAUGCAGAACGCCGGUUUCGAAUCGGUUGCCCUCAGCAAUUACGCCAGGAGCCAAGCCGAGAUUCUUCUGUGGAAUUACAAUUACAGUUCGUUGUUUUCGCUGAUUCGAUCUGAACCUGGGUUUCUCUCUCUGGCUUGGAACGAAGUCCCACUUCUCACUGUUUCUUCGUGGCGCUGAUUCUUGUCAUUUGGGCGCCUUUUCCACACAUCGGCGUUUUUUUAUCUACUGUGGGAGGAACAGCUUAAAUUCGCCAUUAAUGAUCUCUUCUUUUGGAGCUUGCCCAAUGAAAUCUGUCUGGAAAAAGACACCUUGUCCGGCUUAAUUUAAGUUUACCCAUGUUUGUCAAUUAUAAGCCCUAGCAUUGAAAACAUACCACCAUAUAGAUGUUAUAGGCCCCCUAUGGAGCUCUUUUUGAAAGCAAACUAGCUUGUUACUUUGCAGCUUGAAUUUAGUGUGUCCAUAUGGCUCUUCUUAGAUUCUUCUUUCUUCUUCA
Molecule: messenger RNA, 2294 nt
Organism: Diospyros lotus (date-plum)
Lineage: Eukaryota; Viridiplantae; Streptophyta; Magnoliopsida; Ericales; Ebenaceae
Product: SCARECROW-LIKE protein 7
Exons: 1
Coding region: 161-1978 (605 amino acids)
Biological process (GO): regulation of DNA-templated transcription
Cellular component (GO): nucleus
Molecular function (GO): DNA-binding transcription factor activity; sequence-specific DNA binding
Source: RefSeq, a predicted model, not a curated record